UCCGGCGCGCGUUUCCGGUUUCCGCCCGCGGGCUAGGGGGCGGGCCUGAGCAUUGGUGAGAGUUCCGUAGUUGCGGUGGGGCGUGCGAGUAGGCUGAAGCUCGGAAACAAGCUCCCAUCCCUCUGUUGGAAACCUUUAAGUCCCAGGAUGAGUUUGCAGUGGACUGCAGUUGCCACCUUCCUCUACGCAGAGGUCUUUGCUGUGUUGCUUCUCUGCAUUCCCUUCAUUUCUCCCAAAAGAUGGCAGAAGGUUUUUAAAUCCCGGCUGGUCGAGUUGGUAGUGACCUACGGCAACACUUUCUUUGUGGUUCUCAUCGUCAUCCUUGUACUGUUGGUUAUUGAUGCUGUAAGAGAGAUCCUGAAAUACGAUGAUGUGACAGAAAAGGUGAACCUCCAGAACAAUCCAGGUGCCAUGGAGCACUUCCACAUGAAGCUUUUCCGUGCUCAGAGGAAUCUCUAUAUUGCUGGCUUUUCCUUGCUGCUGUCCUUCCUGCUUAGACGCCUGGUGACUCUCAUCUCCCAGCAGGCCACACUGCUGGCCUCCAAUGAAGCCUUUAAAAAGCAGGCAGAAAGUGCCAGUGAGGCGGCCAAGAAAUACAUGGAGGAGAAUGAUCAGCUAAAGAAGGGAGCUGCCGAGGAUGGAGACAAGUUGGAUAUUGGGAAUACUGAAAUGAAGUUAGAGGAGAACAAGAGCCUGAAGAAUGACCUGAGGAAGCUAAAAGAUGAGCUGGCUGGCACCAAGAAAAAACUUGAGAAAGCUGAAAACGAGGCUCUGGCUAUGCAGAAGCAGUCUGAGGGCCUUACCAAAGAAUAUGACCGCCUGCUGGAAGAGCAUGCCAAACUGCAGGCAUCAGUACGUGCUCCCUCAGUCAAGAAGGAGGAGUAAAGGCUUGGUGUUUCCCUGCCUGCCGCUGGCUUCUACCUGAUCCAUGCUUACUGCUUCCUUGGAGCCCAGACUAUCCCUCUGGUACUUGGGUUUAUUCCCUACUUCCCCAAUUUUCUUCCAUGGCUUAUAGAUCAUUAUUUUGGCACCAUUACACAUACUGCUCUUAUACCAAAAGGGACCUGAUUGUUGUUUAUUCAGAGUACUUUUGCCACUGUUCUGCCUGGCUAGGGCACUUUCCACUCCUGGAAGUGUGAAGAGCACUGGUGACCUGGCCCACAGUUUGAACCCCUUUUUAUUUUGCAAUGUAUCCUAAAGGAGGCUGCUGUGAAGCAGGUCAACUGUUUUAUCCUGAGGGGAAUAAAUGUUGUUAUGUUAUAA
Molecule: messenger RNA, 1263 nt
Organism: Mus caroli (Ryukyu mouse)
Lineage: Eukaryota; Metazoa; Chordata; Mammalia; Rodentia; Muridae
Gene: Bcap31
Product: B cell receptor associated protein 31
Biological process (GO): endoplasmic reticulum to Golgi vesicle-mediated transport; intracellular protein transport
Cellular component (GO): endoplasmic reticulum; endoplasmic reticulum membrane
Source: RefSeq, a predicted model, not a curated record